This is a messenger RNA of Nematocida parisii ERTm1, 4083 nucleotides long. RefSeq lists its product as uncharacterized. The transcript has a single exon. Lineage: Eukaryota; Fungi; Microsporidia. Gene Ontology annotation, molecular function: helicase activity. The coding region runs from base 1 to 4083 and encodes 1360 amino acids. The record is from RefSeq and is a predicted model, not a curated record.
AUGCCAGAUCCAUUAUGUAAAGACAUACAGAAAGUAGAUCACUCGAAUGAGACUCUUAAGAAGAUUCGGAGAUACAGGAUGACUGAAGACUUUUCACAGUUAGUUGGCAUGGAUAUUCCACUGGAAAUUGAAAAGAUUAGGCAGGGACUAACACAUGGCUCGACUGACUCAUUUUUAGAGCUAGCAGAGUAUAUGUGGAUGGAGCUAGUUAGGGAUAAUUCUCUUCUUAGAACACCUUUUCGCACUUUCAUAGAAAAAAACAAGCUUAUCCGGCUAAUUCCACCCACGCCACUAAUCCCAAUAAUAUUCCUUUUUUCAGGGGAGGAAGUGCUUAAGGAGUGGUGUAUUAUAAAUAUAUGUGAGUUAUACACCACUCCAAAUUAUUUGACUGGGAUGGUCACUGGGGGAACCUUCUUUUACAAAAUACAUGAAGAAAUACUGCAGGAUAUGUCUAAGUACAAGGAAAGGAACUUUUUAAAGUCAUUGUUUAUUUUUGUUGUUCUGGGCGGGGCACUUGUACAUCCGCACUAUGCCCUGCUUGAAGCAAAAAUUAAUAAUAAUCUCUCUGAUGAUAUUUCCAUAAAAUUCAACAUAUAUAAGGUUCUAACGGCUGGGGAAGUAACGAUAACUGGAGAAGUAAAAAGAAAAAACAAAUUGUGCUUGCAUUUAAUCAGCAGGGUUCUUCAGGAGCUAACAAGGAUGCCGCUGGACCAGUUUUUAGCCAAAAACAGGCAGGAAACAUCUGAGAUAAGGUUGAUUCUUCUUUUUACUACAUGGGAGAUGCUUGAGCUGAGCAUUAAGCUGGAUAUACCAAAGGAGUUAAAGCUGUUAAUAUUAAGAAGCGGGCACGGUUCAAGGAAUCGAACAAUCAGGAAGAGAAUAUAUACGUCUGUUGUUAGGAUGCAUGCGGGGAGUGGAAUUUCUCUUUUAGAAUUGUUUAAAAAUGGUUUAUUAGAGUACAUACUAGCACGGACUGAGUAUGAAAUAGGGCGUGUAUAUACAGAUCAGUACAAGAGUAUGAUUAGGUCUUUGGUGAUAGAUACAGUAGAUCUUAUAAACACAUACAAAUUAAAAACACUAAAUAUCAGCACAGAAGAGACAGAGAGCUUGAAAAGACCAGAAUACAAGAAUUUAACUAUGGCGGAGAUAGAAGAUAUUUUAUUAUGUAGUUGUUCUUUAUGGAGGGAUCGGCUUUCUAUUUAUUCGGACUGUGCUAUUUCUGCAUUUAUUUCUUUGUUCUUCUUUAGGGUGACCACAAAACCAUUCAAGAAUUAUAGUUCUAAAACAGCUGCUGUUGUAUCCGUUUUGCAAGAUUUAAGCGCAGUAGUUAGCACCCGGCUAGAUAAACUAGACAAAUCAAUGCUAAAGGAAAAGGACCGGGUUAUUAUGGACUCUUUGCUUAAUAAAAAGUACUCAGACCAAACAGAGCCAGCAAAGAUCGAAAUUCUUCUGGAGCUAAUUAAAGAGUGUAGUCAUUUCUAUGCAUGCACUGGGAUAAUGCCAGGUGGGAUAACAGGUCUCUGCGGUGUGAUUGAGAAAUACAUUAACAAUUACAUUGUAACGAGAGUGGAUAGAGAAAGCCCCAUAAACACAUUUGAUUCUGAUAGAGGAGAUGCACUAUCACAUGAAAAUAUAUCAGAGGAGUGUGAUCUUCUUCGCAUGCUUUAUGAGCUAGUGCAGAUGCCCAUUACAGAUAGUGUUCUUUCACAGAUAAACUAUAUUGUACUGCAUCUGGAUAAAAUUGCUAGUGACACGAUAGAAAUUGACUUUACGUGGAUAUGUAAGCUAGACUUGAGAAUGGCAUCAAAGACCAACCUUAAAAUGACUUUUUUAAAAAAUUUGUUUGAUAAGUAUUUAAUACUUGCGCAUGACAGCAAGACCAUGAUAAAAUCCGUUGUAAAUGAUUUCCAGAGAAUUAAAAAAGAAAAUAACCUGAAAGACGAUGAGGCUAUGAAAAGACUAAUUAAAAGGGCCGAGAAAAUAUUAGAAAAAAAGAAAGAGCAGGUUGUAGAGCAUACUACAAAAGAUAUCCCAGCAAUCCCCCAAACACAGGACAUUAUAACGUGGCAGAAGCCACUUCAGGAGGUUAGAGAAAAAACACAAACAAACAAAGAAUUUAUUCUUGCUCUUCUAAGGAAUGAACCGCCGAUAGAGUACCAAUCAGUUAAGUCAACGUACAGCACCUUCUUAGACUACUUUUCAACAUACUCUCCCCUAAUAAUUAAAGAAGCCCUUGCAUCAAUUGAAUCUAGCAUUACUGUGGAGUCUGUUUCUAAAAAGCCAAUAGAUGGUAUUGUGAUGGGAAAACAUGAUGACACCAGAACAACUACACUUGCAAUCCUUACUCGGCACAAACAGUCUCUUCUGAUAAAUGAUAUUGUUAGAGUAGUAAAUCUUAACAAUACAGAUGAAAAUAACUACAGCACAGGCAUAGUCAUGUAUGAAAAGGAGGGCCAGUAUGAGAUAAUGGUGUGCAUGAAGUCUCUUGAAAAGCAGGGCCGAUGUCAUAAGGUUAGCAUACAGCUUCUAGCAAACAUUACAUCUACUAUGCGAGAAUAUGAUGCUUUAAUUAGAUUGCAGAAGCUGGCCAUUAGAAGUAGUAUACUUGAUCCUUGUAAAUUCUACAAAAAAGAUGGGUCUGUAACAGGCAUGCCCAAAGGUGUACAUGCGUAUAAUGAAAAGUCCCAUCCAGACUCUAUUCUAAAUAUGCCCGGGUUUAAAACGUCGGAGAUAAACGAAUGCCCACUCAUCAGUGCAUUUUAUUCACAGCUCAAUAAAAGCCAGCAGGCAGCUGUGUAUAAUGCAUUAUUGCCCAAAAAUAGCAUAAGCUUAAUACAAGGGCCGCCAGGUACAGGAAAGACCAAGACAAUAUCAGGCAUGAUUGCAUGUUUCCUUCUGCAAAAGCGCAGAGUUUUAGUAUGUGCACCCAGCAAUGCAGCUGUUGACAUGCUUAUAGAAAGCGGCAGUAUUUGGAAACGAAUCCCUGAUUGCAGAUGGAUUCGCAUAGGCAGUGCAGGCGGUAGUAGAACAGCAGUAGAGAGAGAUGGCAUGCCCCUUCCUAAAGAAGAAAAAGAGGAUAUUUUAUCCAGUCCAUCAUUAGUCCAGGACAUCAGCGUGCAAAACACCCCAACCCAGCAUGCAAUAGACCCAAAAGAUAUUUCAAUUUUUGGAAGCAUCGGCGCAUAUGAUAGAAGGUGUGAGAAUUUAGGAGACUAUACGCGGCAGGACAGCAAGAGUGAACUAAGCCGUGCUAAUCUGGUUUUCUGCACUCUAUCCAUGGCAGGGUCUUCUUCUCUUAGAGAAUACUUCUUUGAUAUUUUAAUAAUUGAUGAAGCAUGCCAGGCCACAGAGCCAAGUACACUGAUACCUUUAAGGGCAUUGCCAAGCAAGCUUAUUCUAGUAGGAGACCCAAUGCAAUUGCCACCAACAAUCAUUUCACAAGAAAAAGAACUAACUCUAACUCUUUUUGAACGACUUUCUUCUUCAAUCCCUCCACUUCUCCUAGAUACGCAGUACAGAAUGAAUUCUAUGAUUUCUAAAUUUGCAAGCCAGCAAUUCUACAACGACAAAUUAAAAAAUGGUGUUAUAGUGAACUCACUCCUCCCAUUCGCAUUCAUAGAUGCAGAAGGAGUGGAGAAGACAGAUGACAAAGAUAUCUACAAUAAAAAAGAGAUCACCACAAUUCUGCAGUUCUAUGGAGCAGCAGUAAAGGCAUACGGCACAGUAGGAAUAAUCAGUCCGUACAAGGGGCAGGUCUCCAGACUUAAAAAGUACAUUAGAGACAUAGACAUAGCAACAGUAGACGGAUUCCAGGGACAGGAAAAGGAUUGCAUAAUUAUAUCAACAGUGCGUAGUAAAAGGAUAGGAUUUCUUAGUGAUAUUCGUCGAAUGAAUGUGGCACUAACCCGUGCCAGAUACACUUUAAUAAUAGUAGGCAGUAUGCGUUUAUUACAACAAGAUCCAACAUGGCAGCCGCUUAUUAAAUAUGUUAAUGAGAACAACUUUGUAUACAAAGUAGGAGAAGUGCUAAGCAUUCUUACGUCUAUAAAAGACCAAAGAGAUGCAUCGUCACACAGUAAAUAA